This is a messenger RNA of Acomys russatus (golden spiny mouse), 1970 nucleotides long. RefSeq names its product solute carrier family 47 member 1 (gene Slc47a1). Gene Ontology annotation, molecular function: antiporter activity; xenobiotic transmembrane transporter activity. Lineage: Eukaryota; Metazoa; Chordata; Mammalia; Rodentia; Muridae. The transcript is spliced from 17 exons. Gene Ontology annotation, cellular component: membrane. Bases 225 to 1934 code for a protein of 569 amino acids. Gene Ontology annotation, biological process: xenobiotic detoxification by transmembrane export across the plasma membrane. The record is from RefSeq and is a predicted model, not a curated record.
UCCCACCACUUCUUUAAACUUUUCUGUCUGGGAGUUAGGGCGCCGACCUUUGGAGACGCGCGCCGGCCUCCGGGUUGCAGGGGCAAGGGGUGCGUCCAAGGUCGCAGAGACUGCGUCUGGGCCAGCACUGGGCGGGCUUGGGAGGCGGCCGAGGGCGGGGACUGGAGGCGGCCAGGCCUGUGGGUCCCCUUGCUGCGUCCGCGCCCCCACAGAACGGAGUCCACAUGGAGCUACCCGAGGAGCCCGCUCCUGCGCCAGGAGGCGCGGAUGCCGCAUCCGAGCGCGGCCGGCUGCGCCGCCUGCUGCUGUCCGGCUUUCAAGAGGAGCUGCGGGCGCUCUUGGUCCUGGCGGGUCCUGCGUUCUUGGCCCAGCUGAUGAUGUUCCUGAUCAGUUUCAUAAGCUCGGUGUUCUGUGGCCACCUGGGCAAGCUGGAGCUGGAUGCAGUCACACUGGCAAUUGCGGUUAUCAAUGUCACUGGCAUUUCGGUGGGACAUGGCUUGUCUUCUGCUUGUGACACCCUCAUCUCCCAGACGUACGGCAGCCAGAACUUGAAGCAUGUAGGGGUCAUCCUGCAGAGGGGGACAUUCAUCCUGCUCCUCUGCUGUUUUCCCUGCUGGGCGCUCUUCAUCAACACCGAGCAGAUUCUGCUGCUCUUCAGGCAGGACCCGGAUGUAUCUAGGCUCACCCAGACCUACGUCAUGAUCUUCAUCCCCGCACUUCCUGCAGCCUUUCUUUAUACGUUACAAGUUAAAUACUUGCUCAACCAGGGCAUUGUUUUGCCUCAGAUUCUCACUGGCGUCGCAGCUAACCUUGUCAACGUCCUCGCCAACUACCUGUUUCUCUAUCAGCUGCAUCUCGGGGUGAUGGGUUCGGCGCUGGCCAACACCAUCUCCCAGUUUGCCCUGGCCAUUCUCCUCUUCAUCUACAUCCUCUGGAGAAGACUCCACCAGGCCACCUGGGGAGGGUGGUCCUGGGAGUGUCUGCAGGACUGGGCCUCCUUCCUGCGACUGGCUAUCCCGAGCAUGCUUAUGCUAUGCAUGGAGUGGUGGGCCUAUGAGAUCGGCAGCUUCCUGAGCGGUAUCCUUGGCAUGGUAGAGCUGGGAGCCCAGUCCAUCACCUAUGAAGUGGCUCUCAUCAUAUAUAUGAUCCCUGCAGGCUUCAGUGUGGCGGCCAAUGUCCGGGUGGGAAACGCGCUGGGUGCAGGAAACAUUGACCAGGCCAAGAAGUCCUCGGCAGUUUCCUUGCUAGCCACAGAGCUCUUUGCUGUGACCUUCUGUGUCCUGCUGCUAAGCUGCAAGGAUCUUGUGGGCUACGUUUUCACCACAGACCGGGACAUCGUGGCCUUGGUGGCUCAAGUGAUCCCCAUUUAUGCUGUGUCCCACCUCUUUGAAGCUCUCGCCUGUACCUGUGGUGGUAUUCUGAGGGGCACUGGAAACCAGAAGGUUGGAGCCAUCGUCAACGCUGUCGGGUAUUACGUGAUUGGACUCCCCAUCGGGAUUGCACUGAUGUUCGCCGCCAAGCUGGGAGUGGUCGGUCUGUGGUCAGGAAUCAUCAUCUGCUCUGCCUGCCAGGCCGCAUCCUUUGUGGUUUUUAUUGCUCGGCUCAAUUGGAAACACGCCUGUCAACAGGCUCAAGUACAUGCCAAUUUAAAGACCAAUGUGACCCUGAAUGGGGCUUCUGCUGUCUCUCAGGAGCCGGCUCACCCAGUGGGUCCUGAGAGCCAUGGAGAAAUUAUGAUGACAGAUCUUGAAAAAAAAGACGAGACUCAGUUGGACCAGCAGACAAACCAGCAACAAGCUUUGCCUGUCCACCCAAAGGAUAGCAAUAAGCUGUCUGGGAAGCAGUUGGCCCUACGCCGAGGACUCCUGCUCCUGGGAGGUGUCUUAGUCUUGGUGGGGGGGAUUUUAGUGAGAGUCUAUAUCAGAAUUGAGUGACAUGGAAAAGUCAGCCAUCAAGCGAUGCAAAUGCUC